This is a messenger RNA of Rotaria socialis, 3486 nucleotides long. NCBI's taxonomy places the organism in Eukaryota, Metazoa, Rotifera, Eurotatoria, Philodinida, Philodinidae. The record is from the annotation of a GenBank genome assembly.
AUGUCUACCACGCCACAAGGCUCUACAUCAAAUCAAGACGAAAUAACCUUAGGUACAACAACUACAACUACAACCACAACUUCUACAGUGUCUCAACAAGAACAUACUGCUAUCAACGACGGUAGUGAUAGUCGACGUCACGAGGCAUUUGAUUUGCCUAUAUCAAAAAAAUUUAAAUCGUCCACCACAUUAAUUAAAAACGGUAGUGAUCCAACAAGCAUGUCGUCAAAUUGUAAUACAGCAAAUCUUGUUGAAGCUAUGGAACAUACCAAUGGAGAAACGAAUUGCAAUGGAAAAAGUGAGAAUAAUAAUUCACAACAUACGACGACGUCUCAACAAAUGGCCGGCGUUUUUCAACAUCAGACGUCGACAUCAUCGAUGAAAACUCCAGAAAUCGAUGAAGGUCUUUAUUCACGACAACUUUACGUCAUGGGAAGAGAAGCUAUGCAUCAAUUAGCCAGUGCUCACGUUCUUAUAUCAGGCAUGCGUGGUCUUGGUGUUGAAAUAGCAAAAAAUAUCAUAUUAGGUGGUGCUAAAUCAGUUAUUGUUCAUGAUUGUGGAAAUGUUGAAUAUGCAGAUUUAUCAUCACAAUAUUAUUUUACUGAAAACAAUAUUGGUCAAAAUCGUGCUGAAGUAUCCAACAAACAUCUAUCUGAUUUAAAUAAUUAUGUGAAUGUAACAUUUUCAUCGGCAACAGUUGAUGAUGCUUUUCUUCUAAAGCAUAAAGUCAAUGUCUACGUUCUGACAGAUGCUGAUUUGGAAGAACAAUUGAAAGUAGGCAAACAUUGCCAUGAACAUAAAAUAAAAUUUGUCAAUGCAAAUACAAAAGGUUUAUUUGGACAAAUCUUUUGUGAUUUUGGUCUUGAUUUCGAAGUAAUCGAUACAAAUGGUGAAAAUCCUUUAACACAAAUAGUGACAGAAAUAAGUCAAGAUGAAGCAGGCGUUGUUUUUAUGUCUACAGAUACGAGACAUGGUUUUGAAGAUGGUUCCUAUGUAACUUUCCAUGGUGUCAAAGGAAUGACUGAAGUUAAUGAACGAGAAUUUAAAAUCUCGGUACCAAGUCCAUAUACAUUCACUAUUGGCGAUACAAGAAAUUAUGGUGUUUAUGAAGGUGGUGGAACUGUAACUGAAGUAAAAAAGCCAGAACGAGUGAAUUUUAAACCAUUUUCUGAGUCUUUAAAAGAUCCAGAAUUGCUUGUUUGUGAUUUUGCAAAAAUGUCUAUGCCAGCUAAUCUUCAUUUAGCUUUCCAAGCGUUUGCUCGUUUUAAACAACAAUACAAUUCUUCACCAAAACCUUGGGAUGAUAGUGAUGCAGAUAAAUUCGUUGAAAUAGUUGAAAAACUAAAUACUGAAAAUCGUGAACAACCAUUAACAGAUGAAUUGAAUAAACAUUGGAUAAAAUUAUUUGCUAAAACAUGUACUGGUGAUUUAUGUCCAAUGCAAGCUGUUAUUGGUGGCAUUGCUGCGCAAGAAGCCAUGAAAGCAGUCACAGGGAAAUUUAUGCCGAUUCGACAAUUUUUCUAUUUCGAUGCGAUUGAAUGUUUACCUGAAAAUGUUUUUCUACCAUCUAAUGAAGUAACAACCGAAUCUCCAACAGUAGUUAAUUUACCGACGAAGCCUUCGCGAUAUUUAUCGCAAGAAAUUAUUUUCGGUCAAGAUUUUCAAGAAAAAUUAGGCAAAUCAAAAUAUUUUGUGGUCGGUUCAGGUGCCAUUGGUUGUGAAAUGUUGAAAAACUUUGCUAUGAUGGGCAUUGGAUGUAGUGAAGAAGGUUAUGUUUACGUAACAGAUAUGGAUUCAAUUGAAAAAUCAAAUUUGAAUCGACAAUUUCUAUUUCGUUCAUGGGAUAUAGGCAAAAUGAAAUCAACAGUUGCAGCUGAAGCAGUAAAAGCAAUGAAUUCACGUAUGAAUAUUCGUGCCUAUGUUGACGGAGUAUUACCGGAAACAGAACAUAUAUUUAAUGAUCAAUAUUUCGAAGACUUGGAUGGUUUGGUGAAUGCACUCGACAAUGUCAAAGCUCGUCAAUAUAUUGAUCGCCGCUGUGUCUACUAUCAAAAACCAUUGGUUGAUAGUGGCACGUUAGGUACAAAAGCAAGUGUACAAGUUGUUGUUCCAUUUCUUACUGAAUCCUAUUCAUCGACUAAUGAUCCACCUGAUCCAUCAGUACCUAUGUGUACUUUACGUAACUUUCCCAAUUUAAUCGAACAUACAAUUGAAUGGGCGCGUGACAAUUUCGCUGGUCUUUUUACGAUUCCUGCUCAACAAGCCGAAGAAUUUAUGCGAGGUGCAAAAGAAUUUGCCGAACGAACAUCUAAAAAUCAUUCAGAAUACGAUAAAACAGAAAUUGUCGAAAAUGUUAAACGCAUGCUUGGCAGUGGACGUCCAAACUCGCUCUCCGAUUGUAUCUGUUGGGCACGUCAUCUUUUCGAACAACAAUUUCAUAAUACAAUCGCCCAGUUACUUUUCAAUUUUCCACGUGAUCAUGUUACAAGCAAAGGUGAACGUUUCUGGAGUGGAAAUAAACGAUGUCCACAUGUUUUGAAUUUUGAUGUUAAUAAUCCGCUUCAUUUGGAUUUUGUUGUGGCUGCGUCAAAUUUACUUGCGCACAUUUACCAAAUUCCGCAAACACGUGAUCGUAAACUGAUCGCUGAACAAGUUGCAACUAUACACAUACCUGAAUUUAAACCAAAGGCUGGUAUUACAAUACAUGAAAAUGAUGAACAAAUGAGAGCCGAUAAUGAUAGACAAAAAAAUAUAACUGCAAUGCGCAAAAAUGGCCAAAGUGCAAACGAUAUAGAAAUUGAACAACUUCUCGAUCGAUUACCGUCUCCUGAAAAAAUAGUUAACAUUAAAAUUCAACCACAUGAAUUUGAGAAAGAUGAUGAUACUAAUUUUCAUAUGGAUUAUAUUACGGCUACAGCAAAUUUACGAGCUGAAAAUUAUGAAAUUCAAACAGCUGACCGAAGUAAAAUUAAACGAAUUGCAGGAAAUAUUAUUCCAGCUAUUGCAACAACAACAGCGAUGGUUACUGGUCUUGUUUGUCUUGAAGUUUAUAAAUUUAUUCAAGGCCACAAGAAGAUUGAAUCAUACCGAAAUGGAUUUGUUAAUUUGGCCUUACCAUUUUUUGGAUUUUCUGAACCAGUACCACCUAAACGUCAAAAAUAUCUUGACAAAGAAUUUAGUUUAUGGGAUCGAUUUGAAGUAAAAGGUGAUAUGAGCUUGGAAGCAUUUAUCGAAUACUUUAAACAUACACAUAAGCUGGUGCCAAACAUGGUUUCAGCAGGAAUGUCCGUUAUCUACAGUCCACAUUUUAUGCGUCAAGCAAGUAAAGCACAAGAUAUGAAACGAAAAAUUUCUGAACUUUUUGAAACGGUAACCAAAUCAAAGAUUCCUCCUCAUGUUCGUUCUCUUACAUUGGAUAUGUUGUGUGAUGACUUGGAAGGAAAUGAUGUUGAAGAUGUUCCUUAUAUCAAGUAUACAUUCAGAUGA